Molecule: messenger RNA, 1083 nt
Organism: Ilex paraguariensis (yerba mate)
Lineage: Eukaryota; Viridiplantae; Streptophyta; Magnoliopsida; Aquifoliales; Aquifoliaceae
Source: the annotation of a GenBank genome assembly
AUGGAGACUACCAGCGAUGAACCAGCGAAGUUUCGUUCUGAGUUCGUUCGAGUUCUUCGCAGUCGACGAUCCGGCGAAGUUCCGCUUUCUGUGGUACCUGGAAAAACUGUGGCACAUCCUUUGUAUCAGGAAACUCCUCGGCCACACUUCAGUGAGGCAAUGGAGUCUUGCCCAAAGGCAGACAUUCCCAAUUUUAAGAAGUUACUUGUACAGGAAAACUUAUACCUGACCACAGAGGCAGGAGAGCAAGGACGCUUGCCUGUGCUAAUUUUGAGCAUGAAAGAGAGCAAUCAACUAAGAAGGCCAGCUGUUGUUUUUCUGCAUAGUACACAUAAGUGCAAAGAGUGGUUGCGACCAUUGCUUGAGGCAUAUGCUUCUCGGGGAUACGUAGCUGUUGCCAUUGAUUCUCGGUACCAUGGGGAACGUUCCAGGGGAAUGACCACCUACCGAGAUGCUCUUGUAUUAUCAUGGGAGAAAGGUGAUACGAUGCCAUUCAUAUUUGAUACGGUGUGGGACUUGAUAAAAUUGGCAGAUUAUCUUACACAGAGGGACGAUAUAGAUUCUUGUAAGAUAGGAAUCACCGGCGAAUCACUUGGAGGAAUGCAUGCUUGGUUUGCUGCUGCAGUUGACACCCGCUAUGCAGUGGCUGUCCCCAUAAUUGGUGUUCAGGGGUUUCGAUGGGCCAUAGAGCAUGAUCAAUGGCAGGGUCGAGUUGACAGUAUCAAGGCUGUGUUUGAAGAAGCACGAAUUGAUUUAGGCAAAAGUAAAAUCGACAAAGAAGUAGUGGAGAAGGUCGGUGGCUUUGUCUGGGACAGAAUAGCUCCUGGUUUAGACUCCCAGUUUGAUUCACCACACACAGUACCGAUUAUUGCACCCCGUCCUCUUUUGAUUUUAAAUGGUGAGAAGGAUCCUCGUUGUCCCCUUGCAGGUCUGGAGGUUCCCAAAUCAAGAGCGUGUAAGGCAUAUGAGGAGGCCCAUUGUUUGGAUAAUUUCCAGCUGAUUGCACAACCUGGAAUUGGACACCAAAUGACGCCAUUGAUGGUGAAAGAAGCAAGUGAUUGGUUUGACAAGUUCCUCAAGUGA